Messenger RNA from Fusarium subglutinans, 504 nucleotides. RefSeq lists its product as uncharacterized. The record is from RefSeq and is a predicted model, not a curated record. The coding region runs from base 1 to 504 and encodes 167 amino acids. NCBI's taxonomy places the organism in Eukaryota, Fungi, Ascomycota, Sordariomycetes, Hypocreales, Nectriaceae. The transcript has a single exon.
AUGCCAGGCAAGAGAGCAAAGAAGCCGCCGCGCUCGUGGUCCAUGUUCCCUGAUCUCCACGACCAAGUCGCCGACAAACUUGAAGAAGAUCAGCUCGACUAUACCUUCUUCGAAAAGGACGAGGAUAUUGGCACUAUCCGCACUUACGACACCAACAUCAUCGGGCGGUUCGUAUGCCACAACGACAAAUGUGACUCUCGUGGCUGGAAGAGCAUGGUCGUUGCCAUCACGAUCCGCGAGUACUCCCGCAACCGCUACAAUGUCCGCGUGUACCACCAGCGAUGCGUCGAAUGCAACAACCUGAGCAAGCCGAAGCUCAAAGAAGAGACUUAUAUCGACAGAGUCACGUACCGUAUCAAGAAGUGGAAUGGAGUUGAGGUCGAGAGACCCAUAUACUCUGACAAGUCCAGGGCGCCUCACGAAGAAGAUUACUGCGAGGGAUGCAAGAACGGACACUGCAAGAAAGGAAGACAGAACGACGAGGACUAUAUGCAUUUUGCUUGA